Messenger RNA from Nymphaea colorata (pocket water lily), 1193 nucleotides. Its product is annotated as tetrapyrrole-binding protein, chloroplastic. The coding region runs from base 75 to 839 and encodes 254 amino acids. Gene Ontology annotation, molecular function: tetrapyrrole binding. Gene Ontology annotation, biological process: chloroplast-nucleus signaling pathway. The record is from RefSeq and is a predicted model, not a curated record. NCBI's taxonomy places the organism in Eukaryota, Viridiplantae, Streptophyta, Magnoliopsida, Nymphaeales, Nymphaeaceae. The transcript has a single exon. Gene Ontology annotation, cellular component: chloroplast.
CCCUUAUCACCUCUUCAACCUCCCACCUCUCUCUCUACGCUGCCCUCCCUCUCUCUUCCUUCCUCUCUCUGCUCAUGGCCACCUCUUUCUCCUCCAUCCACCACCACAUUGUUCGGCGCCACCACUUUCCUCCACCAGACUCGCUCCCUUCCACCACCUCCACUUCGUCCUCCUUCCUCAAACCAACCUCCUCCCCAUCCUCCACCUCCUCCUCCCUGUCACUCUGUCAUAGGUUCUCAAUUCCCCGAUCCUCCACCGCCACCACCGCCACCACUACCACCUCCCAAUCCCCAUCACUCGACCUCCUCGAAUCCUACCUGUCCUCCCAGCAAUUCCAGCUCGCCGACGAGGAAACCCGCCGCCUCCUCAUCGUCCUCGCCGGCGAAGCGGCCCAGAAGCGCAAGUACGUCUUCUUCUCCGAGGUGCAGUUCAUACCCACCUCUUAUCUCUCCGCCAUCGACGAGCUGUGGAGGAAGCACAGCAAUGGCAAGUUCGGCUAUAGCGUGCAGAGGAGGAUACUGAGGAAGAUGAGGGGCGACUUCUCCAAGUUCUUCGUCAAGGUCGGGUGGAUGAAGAAGCUGGAGACGGAGGUGGAGCAGUACACCUACAGGUCCUUCCCCAGCGAGUUCCUGUGGGAGCUCAAUGACCAAACGCCCGAAGGGCACCUGCCAUUGACGAAUGCCCUGAGGGGCACCCAGCUUCUGAACAGCGUCCUCGACCACCCUGCCUUUCAGACUCAGGGGGAGGAGGAAGAAGUUGAGGAUGUGGGGUCCGGUGAGGCCCUCAAGAGCCCAAGCCCCGUCAAUAGGAGGAGCUUCACGUCAGACUACUCGUUCUGAGUACAGCUGCUUCUGGGGAGAGGCCUUUUAUUUAUUCAUCAUCAGUAUUAUUAUUUAGUGGUGUUCUCCUUUCUUCUUGUCUUCUUCCUUCUCGGCAUCGUUGCUUUUAAUUUAUCAGCCCAAUGUGGAGACUGGCGGGAUUUUAUUCAUUGGAGAGCCUUCCAAGGCUGUUAAUGGCCGCACGGUUUGGAGUCUUUGGGUUCUGCAAGAGAUUCAUUCUCUUUUUGCUCUGGUAUAUGAAUUAUGUUUUUCUGUUUGCCCUUUCUAUAAGUGAAAGACGUUAGAGUUGAGGGCGACAGUUUAUGUUUUUUGAUGUAAGCAAAUGGAAGAAAUAUAGACAGUUUCUGUAUUUAA